Messenger RNA from Dalotia coriaria, 1153 nucleotides. Its product is annotated as cytochrome P450 4c3-like. NCBI's taxonomy places the organism in Eukaryota, Metazoa, Arthropoda, Insecta, Coleoptera, Staphylinidae. The transcript is spliced from 3 exons. Bases 101 to 1153 code for a protein of 350 amino acids. Gene Ontology annotation, molecular function: oxidoreductase activity, acting on paired donors, with incorporation or reduction of molecular oxygen; heme binding; monooxygenase activity. The record is from RefSeq and is a predicted model, not a curated record.
UCAAAAAUGGCACAAAAGAAGGAAACUUAUUACACCGGCAUAUCAUUUCAAGAUAUUAGAACAGUUUGUUCCUGUUUUUGAUAAAACCGGAAACAUACUCAUGGAUAAAUUACGAGAAAACGUCGGGAAAUUAUCAUUUAAUGUACAAGACUUAAUUUCAUUGUGUACUCUUGAUAUAAUCAAUGAAACUGCAAUGGGAAUAUCAGUCAACGCACAAUUAAACGCCAACACAGAUUAUGUCAAUGCAAUCAAAGUAUUAACACACAUCGUGACAGAGCGUGGAAUAAAAAUAUACAAACAUUUCGAUUUGUUGUACUUCUUCACUAAAGACUACAGAAUUGAGAAGAAAUGUUUGAAAAUAGUUCAUAAUUAUUCGUUAUCCGUAAUUGAAUCACGACGUAAAGAAUUACAAAAGAAUUCGGAGUCAAAUUCAUUUAAUCCUAAUGCUAUUGAUGAAUUUGGGCGUAGGAAACGCAUUGCGUUUUUAGAUCUUUUACUGCAAUCAACAAUUGAUGGUCAACCAUUGACUGAUGAAGAUAUUCGCGAAGAAGUGGACACAUUCAUGUUCGAAGGGCAUGAUACAACAGCAUCCGGGAUUAGUUUUUGGUUGCAUUUGAUCAGUAAACAUCCGGAAAUACAAGAAAAAUUGAUUCUGGAACAGCAAAAUAUAUUUGGAGACGAUCCAUUUAGACCUACAACCUUGUCUGACCUUCAAAACAUGAAUUAUAUGGAAAUGACAAUUAAAGAGACAUUGAGGUUAUAUCCGUCAGUUCCAAUGAUGCUGAGGGAUUGCAUUCAAGACAUCAAAUUUCGUGAUAUGACAUUUAAAAAGGGAACGCAAUUAUUAAUCUUUCCGUUUUAUUUACAUCGUCGCCCUGACAUAUUUCCGGAUCCGGAAAAGUUUAUCCCGGAAAGAUUCCAGGCGGAAAAUAUCAACAAAAGACAUGCGUUUAGUUAUUUAGCAUUCAGCGCCGGAAGUCGUAACUGCAUCGGUCAGAAAUUCGCCAUGUUGGAAAUGAAGUGUAUCUUAGGAAAAAUUUUACGAAAUUUUGAGAUACAUCCAAGUUAUCCAGCGCACGAGGUCAAAAUUCAAGCGGAUAUUAUCAUCGCAUCGAAAAACGGUUACCGAAUUCAAUUAAAACAUAGAAAAUGA